AUGACGACAACAACUCAAUUCCAUGUGCAACAUUCCGUGUGGCAGUGUACAUGGCUUGGAGCUGAGCACAUCUCCGAUCUGAGGAUUCUCAUCUCCCUCAGGAUUUCCUAUUCGGCAUAUCCUCCAUUCAAACUGGAAAACAACUCAACUGCUCUUCAAUCUGCUCUUACCAAACUUCGUUCCCAGCUUGACCAAUUAAUUCAAACCGGAAACGGUCAAUAUGGACCAGUAACGCCAAACACCACAUCAUUCAGUAUCGCCUUAUUCUCGACAAACCCAGGGACCGCUGCCGACGAACCGUUUUUCUUUGAUUAUCAUUAUACUGCCCCUUCAUUGAAGGAUUCCACCACUACUGGCGUGAGGUCUGUCGAUGCCGAUAGCAUCUACCGAAUUGGUGGGUUGACUGAAGUGUUCACUAUUUGGUGUCUCUUGAUAGAGGCCGGAGAUGAGGUUUGGAAUAAUCCAGUGACGAAAUAUGCCCCCGAGCUUGAGGGAGCUGCUCGAGCGAGAGGGAGUGGUGAUAUCGAUGGCGUGGACUGGGAGAGUAUCACUGUUGGACAGCUUGCUAGCCAUAUGAGUGGCAUUUCUAGAGAUUAUGGGCUCGGUGAUCUCAGUCAACAAAUACAGAAUGCUGUAGCGUAUGGAUUUCCCGGCCUUCCUACAGAUACGAUACCUGCAUGCUAUCUGCAAAACCAGUGCAACCGAACCGGUCAGACGCCAAAAUCCCAACAUGCAAACUCCCGACUAACAUGUUCCAGUGUAGUCAUGCCAGGAACUACUCCAGUUUACUCGAAUGAUGCAUUCCAGAUUCUCGGAUAUGUGGUGGAAAACAUCACAGGAGAAUCUUUUGAAAACGUGCUUUCUAGCAGGAUCCUUGCGCCCUUGGGCAUGAAUCAAACUACACUUUACACCCCUAAAAGCCCUACCUUAGGGGUCAUCCCCGUAAAUGAGGCCACAACGCAAUAUCAAUGUUCUCAUCUGCCCGCGGUCUUUCCAUCGCCGGAAAAGCAAUCCUAUCAUCCACCCUCCUACCCCCCCUCCCAAACCAACCGCUGGCUCAAACCCGUCACUCAUACCUCCAACCCCAAAGGCUCCAUCGGUCUUCCCUGGAUCAUCUAUUCCGCCGGAGACUAUCCGAAUACCUCCAUGAUUGACAUCUAUACGGCAUACGACAAUCUCGUACCUGAUUAUGGGUUCGGAUUUGCUAUAUUGGCGGCUGAUACGGAGUCAAAUCCGGAUUUGAAUGCGCAUGCGGAUUAUGCAGGUAAUCUUACUAUAGAUUUGAUUGAGAUUGCCAUGCUGAAUGCGAAUGCGACGUUUACUGGGAGUUAUACUGCCUCAUCUUCGGAAUUGAGUGGAUUGAACUCGUCGAUUUCCAUCUCUGUUGAUUCCCUGCCAGGAUUGAUCGUUGACUCAUUUAUAAGCAACGGCACGGACUUUCGGAAACAGUUGGCAAUGUUGUACAAUGCUGCUGAUUAUGAGGCGUUGAGUGUACGGUUGUAUCCUACACAUUUAUCAUCUACAACAACACAACCUGGAGGAUCAAGACAAGUAUUCCGUGCAGUAUAUCAAGACAAGAAAGAGUUUGCGGAUGCGGGAACCCCGACUUGUGUCUCUUGGAGGGAUGUUGAUAAGUUCAGGUAUGGGGGUGCUGCGGUUGAUUUGUUUGUUUUUGAUUUGGAUGCUGAAGGGAAGAUCGUUGGUGUUGAGAUUCCGGCUUUGAGGGUGAAAUUGGAGAAGGAUUGAGUGAGAACUGAGUUCUGUUGAUUGUAUCGCUAAAGAAGCAAGAAGCAUUCAGAGACAAGCACAUUUCAAGUCG
Messenger RNA from Talaromyces stipitatus ATCC 10500, 1819 nucleotides. RefSeq names its product alkaline D-peptidase, putative. Bases 1 to 1746 code for a protein of 581 amino acids. The transcript has 5 exons. NCBI's taxonomy places the organism in Eukaryota, Fungi, Ascomycota, Eurotiomycetes, Eurotiales, Trichocomaceae. The record is from RefSeq and is a predicted model, not a curated record.